Molecule: messenger RNA, 1593 nt
Organism: Alligator sinensis (Chinese alligator)
Lineage: Eukaryota; Metazoa; Chordata; Crocodylia; Alligatoridae
Gene: TDRD10
Product: tudor domain containing 10
Exons: 12
Coding region: 644-1474 (276 amino acids)
Source: RefSeq, a predicted model, not a curated record
CUGGUGUCCGGCCCCCGAGCCGGUGGGCUCGCGCGGGCCCUGGCCGCUGCAGACCCUGGCGGUCUCUCUGCAGGUCUCCGGGCCCCGCUCUGCCCCGGGCCCGUCAGGCUGCGGCAAGCGUGGCCCGGCGCCGCCCCACAAGAAGAAGGGGAAACCGGAGCAGCUGAAGUCCUGGGGUGAGUUCCCGCCCCAGCGCCUGCGAGGAAACAAUCGAGGCCGGGCGGAUCAAGUGGGCCCCGACCAGCCCAGAGCAGCAGAACCCGGACCUCAAUGCAGCUCCUACCUGGCCUGCACCUGUCUCCUGCUGGGCUUUGGGUGCCUCAGGCUCUCUGUAGCCAGAGAACAGGGCGCCUCCAGGAAGGACUGUGAAGCCCACGGGGGAAAGCCCUUGCCGGAUAUCACAGAGGGGUCUCUACGGACCCUCAUAGAACCAAGUGUGCCCCUCCGCUGGGAGAGGAGGACGAGCUCUGGCUCCUGUGGGCUCGCCUCUGGGACCCGCUGUGAUAAGGCCUGCCCUGGUCUCUGCCAGGAGGACGUCCUGCUCUGGCUGAAGGACUUCAACCCUCAGCACGUCAAGAGAGGCCAACCUGGGUUCAAGAGCAACGUGCCUGUUGGCUUCAGCUGCCCAGAGCAGGCACAGUGCAUGGUCCAGCCACUUGGCAACUGCACCAGGAUCCUGGGCAACACCGACAUGGGGAACAGCAUGAGGGGCACGGUGUGGCCAAGGAGCCAGCUGGAGAUGCCGGCUCUGGAGAAAGUUCCUGAGGGAGAGCUGGGGCUGAGCAGUGGAAUUGGGCCUCAGCACCUGCUGCAGCCCCAGCAACUGACUGCUCCCCAUGCGGUGAAGGAUGAGCAGGUUCGAUACGCUGUUCCUAUGGAAAUGAGAGGCUCCUUCCUGGUGCUCAUGCUGCGGGACUGCUACAAGGACCUGAGCUGGCUGGCUGUGAUAGCCAAGACCUACGGAGAUGUGGGGCUGCUGGUGACUGACUGCCUGCCACAGACACCCUACUUCUGGGCCAUCCAACUCACAGAGGAGCGUCACCUCCACAUGCAGCAGUUGCUCGGGGCCCUGGCACAAGCAGAGGAGCAGCAGCCCUACCUGGCCAAGCAGAAGGUGAAGCGCGGGACCCGCUGCCUGGCCCAGUGUGUCCUGGGGGCUGACAGCAGAGCCUGGAACAGGUGCUGGGUGCUGGAUAAGGUGGAGGACCUGGCCGUGGUUUUUUUUGUGGACUUUGGCCGCUCAGCCACCAUCCCAGUGAGCUCUCUGCGGCAGCUGGACGAGGAUGAUUUCUGGGCCAUCUGGCCAUUGGCGCAGCCAUUCAUGUUCCAGAAAGCGAUUCUGCCGCCGAGAUGCAUCGUCCAACAGGUGCUGAGAGGGGAGGUCGUCGGCCCCUCUCCAACAGAGCCUCACAUCCUGCAGUUCGCUGUCUGCAUAGGGGACACUAGUAGGCAGCUCCUGUUCAAUCUGCAGUGAUGCCCAGUCUUCCAGGCAGGUGCAGCCUCUGGAAAGAGAGACCGGAGCCCUGGCACCAGAAGGGAGCUCUGGGUGUGGGGGGAACUUGCUGUAACUCAUGUUUCAUUUAAAAUAAAUAA